AUGGCCUCGAAUGCGCCAUCCUCACACAAUUUCCAGAAGCUCACGCUCGAUACCUCAUCCCCGUACAGGCAGAUUGCCUCAACCUUUGCCGCGUUUCCGCGCCACGACUCUGCACGCAACGGCCAUGACCGCUCGCACCGGCAAUCCGACUUCACCAGUGCAGAGCUGUCAGACUAUUCCAAUGGCGCAUCUCGGCCAUGCGAACAGAACGGCGCAACCCCUCAAUCGGGUUCGUACGUAGGCAGGCCAAUCGCCCCAGGCAGGAGCGGGAGUGAAGAGCAGGGUAUUGAAGCGCGCUUCAAGAAGCGCACGACGUCCAUUACCUUCGACAAUGAAGUUACGCUUGACACUGGCGCCCGUCACGCCCUCGAGGUUCCUGUGCCCAAGCCAAUAUCACGCCAUUCGCAACCGCAUAGUGAGCGAUCCAGCUUCUCGGACCAUUCCGAGUACUUGGAAAUGCCCUUCAACCAGCAAAGACACAUGCAGCAUCGCGUUGGCCAGUCGAGAUACCCGCUCCUGCAAACCACCGUCGACGACCUCGCAAACGACCAAGAGUACAAUGACCAGGUUGCAUCCCUGACCUCGGAUGCUACUGCCUCGCCACUCGAAGAGGCACGAACGCCACUGGAGAUGCCAUCAGAGUACAUGCUCUCUCCGCUGCCUGUCGCUACCUCACCAAUCGAAUUUCCUGGCUUCUCGCCGCGCAUGCGUGGGCCACCGAGAACCAAGAGCUUUCGAUCCGAGAUAGGUGAAGACGGCAGUCUACGGAGAACCAGUCGGCGCAGCUCGGUACGCUCCGGGCGAUCUCUUUCUUCCAUGUCCCCUGCUGCAUCCUUCCUUGCACGAUACAGAACCUCCGAAGCUGCCAUAAAACCGAGCGAGCCAGAUGACGAAGGUCAAGGUGUAGGGUAUGAGGGCGAGUACAUCAUCGGAAAGCAAAUCGGAUAUGGUGGGUUCAGUAUUGUCAAAGAGGUCACGAGCAUAGAGCAUGGGAAGCCUGUGGUCCAUGCUGUCAAGAUUGUGCGCAAACUUCAGCAGCAUAAGUCGGAGCUGGAAAACGAAGAAAUCCAGACGCAAUUUGAUCACGAGGUGGAGAUCUGGCGGUUCCUGCGACACCCCUAUAUUCUACCUCUGUUGCGAGUCUACACCACCGACUUUGCGACCUUCUGCAUUACCAAGCUGAACAAGGGCGGAACACUGUUCGACCUGGUGCGUGACACACGCCGAAAGAAGCACUUAGGCCUACCCCGGCACCUGGUCAAGCGCUAUGCGUACCAGUUGGCCUCGGCCCUGCGCUAUCUGCACAAUGAUGUCCAGGUCGUCCAUCGCGACGUCAAGCUAGAGAACUGCCUCGUCGAUAUGACCAUACCCAACGCCGAGCGCGAUGGCGGCGAUGUCCUACUCUGCGAUUUUGGUAUGGCCGACUACGUUGUGAGCGACCAGCGCGAUGGCCCAGAGCCUCAUUCAAUUGGCGUAAACCAGAAUAUCGGUCCUGCCGAUACUAGUACUUGCGUUGCCGGCAGUUUGCAAUAUGCUGCGCCAGAGCUGUUCGAUGCGCCAGGUCCUGUCUUCUCUACGGCAGCAGAUAUGUGGGCAUUUGGCGUGUGCAUAUAUGCACUUCUCACCGCGACUCUACCGUUCAACGAGGGCCUUGAUGUGAAGACUACAAUGAAGAUCAUGAAGGGCGAGUGGGAUGCAGAGCUUAUUCGCAGCGCAGAGGCUGUCAAAGAAGGCGGUGUUGAGGAUGCGCUGGCGUUGAUCGCUGGCUGUCUUGAGAUGGACGUCGAGAAGCGCUGGACCGUACACGACGUCUUAGAGUGUGCAUGGUUGCGAGACUGCGAGCAGUGCUACGAGAACGUGGCUCGUCCCUGGCUUAACGGAUCCUAG
Messenger RNA from Dothidotthia symphoricarpi CBS 119687, 1887 nucleotides. RefSeq names its product kinase-like protein. The transcript has a single exon. The record is from RefSeq and is a predicted model, not a curated record. Lineage: Eukaryota; Fungi; Ascomycota; Dothideomycetes; Pleosporales; Dothidotthiaceae. Gene Ontology annotation, molecular function: protein serine/threonine kinase activity; ATP binding; tau-protein kinase activity. Gene Ontology annotation, cellular component: cytoplasm. Gene Ontology annotation, biological process: intracellular signal transduction; protein phosphorylation; microtubule cytoskeleton organization. The coding region runs from base 1 to 1887 and encodes 628 amino acids.